This is a messenger RNA of Phycomyces blakesleeanus NRRL 1555(-), 507 nucleotides long. RefSeq lists its product as hypothetical. The transcript has 3 exons. The coding region runs from base 1 to 507 and encodes 168 amino acids. Lineage: Eukaryota; Fungi; Mucoromycota; Mucoromycetes; Mucorales; Phycomycetaceae. The record is from RefSeq and is a predicted model, not a curated record.
AUGAACAACAACUUUGCUACCCCCAUUGAACAGAUGUAUUCAAGUGUCCUUCAGGCUGUAAACAACUAUGCCCUUUCUAAUAAUUUUACUAUCAAGAUUAAAAAUAGAAAAUUUCUCACACUUCAUCUUGCUUGUGCAAAGGCUGGCACCUAUUACAACAAGUGUAACAUUAGUGAGGAUAAAAGAAAGAAGCAACAGAUAUCUUCCUUUGCCUGCCAAUGGCGACAAUUAACAUUGCCACAGCUACCCUAUUACCCCAAGUACUUGGCUUCUUCCCAUCAAGUAAGAAUGUCUCUCCUAACUCCCGCAGAUGCCAAUAUUGCUAAGAUAAUAUUGGAAAACCAUGCAAAAGCUCAUGAUAUUCAAAAAGCUAUCAGUGAUAAGGUUACUGAUAUGAGAAAAAUCAGAAUUAGCAACAUCAACAAUCUGAAGUAUAGUGCUUCACGUGAAGAUGAUGAGUCAAACUAUGCUGCUACGACACUAAUUAAGAAUAUAGAAGCAAAGUGA